This is a messenger RNA of Rhopilema esculentum, 1891 nucleotides long. RefSeq names its product pre-mRNA-processing factor 19. Gene Ontology annotation, molecular function: ubiquitin protein ligase activity; protein binding. The record is from RefSeq and is a predicted model, not a curated record. NCBI's taxonomy places the organism in Eukaryota, Metazoa, Cnidaria, Scyphozoa, Rhizostomeae, Rhizostomatidae. Gene Ontology annotation, cellular component: cytoplasm; Prp19 complex; U2-type catalytic step 1 spliceosome. Gene Ontology annotation, biological process: protein ubiquitination; mRNA splicing, via spliceosome; DNA repair.
AAUGAAAAUCAUCUCAAUCUAGUCUGCCUCUUUUCCACAAACUCGAAAUAGAGACCACCAAGCACGUUUGAGAAGAUGGCGCUGAUCUGUGCAAUUAGUGGAGAAGUACCAGAGCAGCCAGUGCUGUCUCUUGUGUCAAAGCAAGUUUUUGAAAAGAGACUCAUAGAAAAAUAUUUAGCUGAACAUGGAACUGAUCCAGUCACUGGAGAUCCUUUAUCAGAUGAUAUGAUAAUCGAAAUUAAAUCUACCCCAGUAACAAAACCAAAACCACCAUCAGCCACAAGUAUACCUGCAAUAUUGAAAGCAUUACAAGAUGAAUGGGAUUCAGUCAUGCUUCACAGCUUCACCCUCAGGCAGCAGCUACAAACAGCACGACAAGAACUUUCACAUGCAUUAUACCAACAUGAUGCUGCUUGUCGUGUCAUUGCUCGUUUAACAAAAGAAGCUACUGCUGCUCGUGAAGCUCUGGCCACACUGAAACCCCAGGCUGGCAUCUCCACUCUGCCUACACCAGCGCCUCAGGUCCCAGCAGCCGGACCAGUUGCACCUUCAAAGCCAGAGCCAAUGGAAAUUGCUCAAGAGGCUGAAGAAGCUGGAAUGUCUGAAGAGGUCCUGCAAAAGCUCCAAGACAAGGCCACGUUGCUUACAUCAGAGAGAAGAAAGAGAGGAAAGAAGCCUCCAGAAGAUCUUUGUCCUGUAGAAUCAAUCAAAGCAUUCUCUCAAGUUUCUUCUCAUCCUGGCCUUCACAGUGCAAGUGUUCCUGGUAUUCUCGCUUUGGAUUUACAAGAUUCAGACCCAUCAAAAGCUAUCACUGGUGGUGUGGACAAGAAUGCUGUUGUCUUUCAAAGAGACACUGAACAGGUCGCUGCUGUUCUCAAAGGGCAUACAAAGAAAGUCACUGGUGUCAUAUAUCAUCCACACCAGGAAAUUGCUGUUACUGCCUCUGCUGACAGUACCAUUCGAGUUUGGAACAUUUCUUCAGCAUCCUGUGCCCAUACAAUCAAGGCCCACUCUUCAGCCAUUACUGGUAUCAGUUUGCACGCAACAGGUGACUAUGUUCUAACGUCGUCUUCUGAUGAGCACUGGGCAUUCUCAGACAUUGUAACUGGACGGGUUCUUUGUAAAAGCAUUUCAGAUGCAAAUGCAAGCCAUGGACUAACUUGUGCUCAGUUUCACCCCGAUGGUCUCAUCUUCGGCACUGGAACUACAGACAGUGUGAUCAAGAUUUGGGAUUUGAAAGAGAAGGCAAAUGUUGCUAAUUUCCCAGGACACUCCGGCCCCAUUUCAUGCAUUUCCUUCUCUGAAAAUGGUUAUUACUUAGCAACUGCUGCUGAUGAUUCAGUUGUUAAACUUUGGGAUUUAAGAAAGCUGAAGAAUUUCAAGACGAUUACUUUGGAAGAGAGGGAUGAGAUAAAGUCUCUUUGCUUUGACAAGAGCGGACAAUACAUGGCUGUUGCAGGCACAAACAUACAAGUUUACUUGGUGAAACAAUGGGAUCUUCUUACUACGUUGACAGAUCAUACUGCAGUCGUUACUAGUGUCAAGUUUGGAAGAAAUGCAGACUUUUUGGCAUCAGCAGGUAUGGAUCGAAAUUUGAGGUAUUUUGCGAGACGAUAGAAAGAAGUAUGCAAAAGGAUUUUACAAAGCUUACAUUCCCAUAACCUUAAGAAUAUUUUAUGGGUGAAUGCCAACAGUUCUCAGCCAGCAAGACAGAGAAACUCUUGAAAACAAUUUUUUAUUUCAACUUUUUUUUUGAGCAAAUCAUUAGCUUUGUCAGUACACUGUACCGCUAUUCCUAUACUUAUUAUGUAGCACAUCUUGCCUAGUUUCGUAUUUUGUUCAACUUGUAGUAUUGUUUGUUCAGUACAUAUGUGCAGUAGUUUCUUAUCAA